AUGAUUGGUUCACCAUUCGGCACAUGUCUCGAUUCCAAACAGCAGGAAGCCUGUUAUACUCCUCAAAACAGCUUCGACUGUCUUGUUCCACACAUAGAUGGCAAAGACAUUCAUCUCAUCCACGUUGAGUUUGGACAGGAGUCGCGAAAAAUGGACCCGUCAUUUAUCGUGUCUUGCUUAAUAUCGUUGUUGGUCGGCUCAGCCUCGCUGAGCCUGCCAACAUCCCCUGUCAAAAAGAGCAUAAUCACUACCUUUGAUGGACUUAAAUUACCCGAUUUGAAUGGACCAGCACCGGUCCGAUGUUCCUCCGAGGAUUCCAGUGUGUGUGGUGGAUCGAUUGUACACCGCCCGCAAGCCCCAGGGUCGAGUCAUAUUCCGCGGUCGAAACAUGUAAAACUAGGAAUGGAAUCCAAGAUAUCAUCUCAGCCGGCCAUAUCGCGCGGCCAAAAUUCAUCUGGUGGUUCCUGCAAGCAAAAAACAGUUGUGCUAGGCUCAGACAAAAGUCCAAAGCGAUCGAAGUUUGAACAAGAUCACAGUUCCCAGGUUUCCGUACAACCUCAAGCACAGAAGCCUCAAGAUGGAAAGCAAUUUGAGGAAGCUGGCCAAGACAUACCACAUUCCAUGAACUACCAUAGUCGGGGAAAAGAAACAAGUGAACCCACUCCGGCAUCUUUUAAUGUCUACAAUUGGGAUUUUUUGAUAGCUCGUGACCUAGAAGACAAUACAAGGAAUGAACCUCAGAAAAACAAAAUGUUGUCGCUUUUUCAGGAGUUCAAAUUCGAAGAGAGUAAUGGUUUUUAUUGGGUUAAUCCCAAACGUAAUAAUCUAUGUGCUAUCAGGAAGUACUUUAAUCAGAAUAUCCACCGACUCCGCCGAGAAAAUACAGCCUCAGGGGAUACGAAAGCUAGAUUACUUGGUUAUCUUGUCUUAAAUCUAUCAGAUGAAAAACUCGCACUGGAACGAUGUCCCAAUUUCUCUCAAAUCAUGCGUGAUUUGAACACUAGACUGCAACGAAGAAACGAAGACCUUGAAAAGACAACCAGCCUUCCCAUGAGAACCUCCAACAUACUCACAUCGAUUGAAAAAUUUGUAAACAAAGUGACCAAAAUAAGUACAUUCUUAUCAAUAAUUCAUAUCUCGCUAUUCAAACAACAUAAGUCAAGAAGUGGAGAUCAAUUAUUGCUUAGCCAAAAAACAGUCGAAGAUAUCGUGCAUUUCAUCGGAAACUUUUGGUUACAACUUGAAAUACCCAAUAGGCAGUUACUAAAUCAAAAUACAUGGGCUGCCAAGUUAUCUCAAAUGCUACGACUUGAAAUUGAUUACAAGGAUUUGUAUAGUGCGGAAGCAUGGUAUCGCAGAUCUUGGGAUAUAGUUCGAUACUGGGCAGAACAGAACAAGAAACCGGUAAUAGCGAUGAAUGGUGCAGGCACAUUUCCGAUAGAUUUAGUGAGCAGUAUGUUGGCGUAUUCAAAUCCUGCCUAUUCUUUUCUGGCCGAGUGA
This is a messenger RNA of Puccinia triticina, 1500 nucleotides long. RefSeq lists its product as uncharacterized. The record is from RefSeq and is a predicted model, not a curated record. Bases 1 to 1500 code for a protein of 499 amino acids. NCBI's taxonomy places the organism in Eukaryota, Fungi, Basidiomycota, Pucciniomycetes, Pucciniales, Pucciniaceae. The transcript has a single exon.